Molecule: messenger RNA, 2293 nt
Organism: Priapulus caudatus
Lineage: Eukaryota; Metazoa; Priapulida; Priapulimorpha; Priapulimorphida; Priapulidae
Product: synaptophysin-like
Exons: 6
Coding region: 38-859 (273 amino acids)
Cellular component (GO): synaptic vesicle membrane; synaptic vesicle
Source: RefSeq, a predicted model, not a curated record
AAUCAAGGGCUUCCUACUUUGGUAUUUGCGUGGAAAGAUGGAUACUGGAAGCAUAUCUCGGGCGGUGACGGGAGUCAGCUGGCGCCCUCUGAAGGAGCCAAGAGGAUUUAUCAGGAUUGUAGAAUGGAUUCUAGCCAUAUUUGCGUUUGCGACGACUUGUGGAUUCGACUCUUAUACAAGCUUCGUCAUCAGUUGUGGUGGAACAGUAGGGGACAAGGCAGUGAGAGUUCCAUACAGUUACCCAUUUAGGUUAACCAACACGUGGAUCGACCACAAGCAGUGCCCCAACUCGACGCUGGGCGAGCUGAAGAGCGACCAGUUCCACCUCGCCGAGAGCUACUCCGGACCGUCUCAGUUCUUCGUAGCCGUCGGCGUCAUCUGCUUCCUCUAUUGCAUCGUCAGCCUCUUCGUCUACCUGUUCCUCGCGCCCACCUACAGGGAGAAUGCAAACGUCGCCAACGGGGAUCUGAUCAUGACCGCAGUGCUGGCAGUGUUCUGGUUGAUCUCGUCCGCGGCGUGGGCGAAGGGCCUCAGCGACCUCAAGUAUGGUACGAGCCCGUCGGAGGUCAUCAAGCUGUGCAAGGACUGCAAGACCUUCGUCUGCGCCGUGGGCUUCACGGGGAAACUACGCGAGCCUCAACGUCUCAUCAUCUGCGGAUUUCUCAACUGGAUGGUGUGGAUGGCAAACAUCUGGUUCCUCUAUAAGGAGUCGACCUGGUUCAAGGACCGCGGCGCGAAACCCGCCACACCGGGACAGUACACCCAGCAGGACUUCCCAGGACAGCAGCAGGGGGUGCCUCCCAUGGGAGGUGUCGGGAGUCCCACCGGCGGGAUGGGUGCCCCCCCGGGAGACAUGUGAGAAGGAGAUGCUACCGGAGAGGAGGAAGAAGAGCGAGGGAAGGGAGAGGAGGGGGAGAAGGCGGGGAUGAAGGGGUGUGGCACCGUUUAGAACAUCUAAGAAGGAGAUGCCAGCAGAGAGAGAGAAGGGGGAAGAGGGAGAGGAGGCGGGGAAGAAGGCUGUGGCGCCGUUUCCAUCGGGGACUUGAAAAAAAGGUGGUGCUACCCUCUCCCCUUUCCCCCUCUCCCUUUCCCCCCUCUCCCCUUCCCCCCCUCUCCCCCGUCGUCCACGUCUUCUCCCCUCCUCCGCGCCGGGUUGUCCCGCGGCGUUUCCGGGACGUGAGACAACAUGGCCGCGCGAUCAGUCCUCGUGUACGCCACCUGUAGGCCGGCAGGCGAACCACGCCUCCAAGUUUUAUCUCGUAGGCACCGCGGCAUGAUUGUUUUGCGCGAUUCUAGCCGUGGCAUCGAGGAGAGCUGGGGAUGUUGGGACUUGUGGGCGUGUCUUCUGAGAUUAUGUAGUCUAACAUCCAAAUGCUCGUGGCAAACGUCGCGCGUGCACGAGCGAAGCGAAUCGCAAUAAAGGGAGGUGAGCCUGUGUUAUAGCACCGCUACUGUACAGAGACUCCCCGACUUACGAACAGGUUCGGUUUCGAGCGGUCGUUCGCAAGUCGAACAUGCGUACAUACGUAUACAGUAUUGUACAGUAGGACACAUUGGGCACUCAAUUUGUGGAUCAUGUGCACACAGGUGAUCGAUGCCCCUAGACUAACACGCUAUUGUUUACAUCUCGGCGCUUCCCGCGCUACAGUGCCGCCACCACGUGGCGGAUCUGCGAACUAAACCUUGCGCCUAAUUUUUUUUCGACUUCAGGGCAAAUUGUUCGUAUCACCGAAAGUUCGUAAGUCGGGGAGCAUCUGUACUUGCGCCCCUUACCACCAGCACCACCCCUGAUUGUUAUGCACGUAGACAGUAUUAGGCGAUGUUAGUACAUAGGUAUGAGUUUCAUCAAAUUAUCCUGAUAGAUUUGACGCAAUCGCAGAGUACGCGUGUUACUCCCAAAAAUCAAAAUAGAGAGUGAUUUAUGUUAGGUGCCAUUCUGCCAUGAUUUCGCAGUUCUUGUGGUUAGGCCGUGCGCACAUGGUUGUUAGGAUCGUUUUGUUCGUAUUGGAGCGUACGAUUUCGAUCGAUCCGUUACGUUCCGAGUUGUUGUUGGCGUGAUCACAAUAGUAGAUUCAGGAAUACAUGCACGUGACGACGUAGGAAAUGUCACCGAUUUCUCUACUAGACGUUGAAAACUCGAUGUUGUCUUUGUGUUGCUAUGGUAACGGUCGUGGUAGUGUAACGGUAGACAGAUUUGUGUCACUGUGAUCAUGUGGUCACUUUUUGUUUCGCGUAUGCAUUUACGUGCACAUGCUUGAAGCUAGCGUGUAAAUGCACGAGGUUGUAAAUCGAA